This is a messenger RNA of Salpingoeca rosetta, 522 nucleotides long. RefSeq lists its product as uncharacterized. The transcript is spliced from 5 exons. NCBI's taxonomy places the organism in Eukaryota, Choanoflagellata, Craspedida, Salpingoecidae. The record is from RefSeq and is a predicted model, not a curated record. The coding region runs from base 1 to 522 and encodes 173 amino acids.
AUGAGGGCUGUUCAGAAAUUCCUUGCCAUCCUUGCUGUUGCCCUCGUGGCGAUUGGCGCUGCUUCUGUGGUCGCGUGGCCAGAUGAGCCGUGUCGGAUUCCACCGGGCGCACGCAACUUUACACUUGACAAAUAUGCCGGCCUGUGGUAUGAGAUUGGCAAGAUUCAGACGGCUGGUGGGGCUGACAAGACUGUGACAGGCAAAACCAUCGUGGCAAACGGCACGCUGACCAACACCAACGCCACAAACCCCGCGCGCUUCACGGAAAGCUUCUUUCCCUUCACACCCAAGGUCGCCUAUAAUGUGAUUUACUUGGAUGAGAAGUACAGCAUCGAGUACGACUGCGGGCAAGAAGCAGGCAUCACAAACUACUGCUUCCACGUGUUGGCGCGAAAGCCGCAGGUGCCGGAGGAAGAUGUGCAGCAGCUGCUGCAGCUGGCUGUGCGCUUUGAUCUCAACCCAAAGAACAUCCCGUUCAAGCCCACCAAGCAGCAGGGCUGCUGGAACCAGCACCAAGAGUAA